AUGUUUCCAAAUAUAGUCAAAGAUUAUCGUGUAGUUCCAUGGUAUAAUAGUCAGGAAUUCUUUGAAAUAUAUCAACUUUUGGUACACCCAUCAGCAAGAAGUAAAAAUAUAGUUUUAAAUAGACUAACAAUUUGGCAAGAUCGUAAUUAUGGCACAACAAGACAGACUCCAAUAGCUAUAGCAUGCACGAUCUAUUUGUUACAUUCUAUGAUACAAGAUAAUAUUUGGGAUUGGCCAUUAAUAUCGGAAUUAUUACUCAAUGAUAGUAUUGGUAAGAUAAAAUUAGCAGAUCUCUUAUCAACUGUUACUUUUGAAACAUAUACUUGCUCUAAUAUUAAUCAAAACUGCUUAGAUAAGGAUACAAGAUCACUAAAAAUUGUCGAUAUAUUGUCAUUACAAGAACUUUACUCUAUGGCUAUAGUUAGAAUUAUAAAUAUGUAUGUAGAUCAAUGCCAGUUAAGUUACUAUGCUAGAUCUGUGAGUUCAAUAGCAAGUGAACUAGGACUGCCUAAUUUAUUGGUGGAAAUAAGACAUCAAGCAACUCAUGGAAGUGAGUUACCUUCUUUAGAAUCAUGUCGCACUGGUGCGAUUUUAGUCUUGUCAUUUCUAUUCAAAAAUUAUUGGAGAAAACAGUAUAACAAAUUAUUUAGAAAUCAAGUAACUUCAAGUGUUGAGUUGGAAGUAUCUAAGUUACUGCACGAACUACUUAAUUUAAUACGCUCAUUACCGUUUGAUCAUUCUAAUCCUUUGAAGCUUACUAUUGAAAAGGGAAAAUCAAAAAUUGAUGAAACAGGGGAGAUUCCAAAUGAAUCUUUUAGACUAGUAGAAAAUUACGACUUUUAUUGUCACUCAGUAUUAUCAAAGGUAAUUCAACAAACUGUUGCAAAAAGAAAUCCUACAAGAAAGGUUAUUUUGAAGUAUUGUCGUAAUGAGUUAACAAAAGGACUAAAUAAAAGUAGAAAAAAAGAACUUAUAAAUACUAUAUAUACCUUAACAAAACUAAAGCAUGAUAAUAAAUCUAUUUUUAAAGUCACUCCAAAUGCUAAAACUUGGAUAAGACUCUUUUUUUUAUAUUUAACAGACCUUUAUUCGCUGAUUAACAAAAUAAUAUCUGUAAUGAAGAUCAAUGAUUUAGCAUACCACCUUGUUGAGAAAUUCAUAAUACAAGAUAUAUUACCAACGAUUUGUCCAUUAUGCUAUCCUGUAUCUUCUAUUUCCAUCUUGAUUUUGUUGGGUUACACAAGCAACAAUACUAUGUUGAAGAUAUUAUCAGGUUUACUUUUAUCAAUGAAUAAUACAGAUAUAUUAACUAAAUAUCCUGUAAAUUCUAAUGAACAAAAAGAAGAAUGUUUUGUAAAUACUAGUAUUUGUCCGUAUGGGACAAGUAAUAAAAUUAAUACCAAUAGAAGAUUCUUUUAUUGGUUAACAAAAUUACUGCCAUUUAAAUAUAGUCAAAAAGCCAAAGGUGAAUUUCUAGAUGUCAUGUUACUUCUUUCAUAUUACAAACAGCUACAAACUAAGAAAAGGAAUAUUUGUAAUAUUAAUAAUAUUAUAGAUCAGAUUAAUGUAACAAGGAAGACCAUGGUAAUUCUCUUUAAAGGUUUAUUUCCAUAUAUUCCAAGCAUACUAUUUCAAGAAAAGGAGAUAAAUAACACUGAAGAUAGUAAGGAUUGUUUAUCAUCAUUCUCAAAUAUGAGUAUGCCUAAUUAUAUUGAAAAUGAUAUUCAAAUUAGUCUUUGUCAUCUGAUGAAUAAGUUAGAUAUAUAUCCAGAAACUGCAAAUUUAAUUGAAUAUUUUAUACAAAAUCCCAAUUUGGAUGGUAUUGAUGAUGAAUUAACAAGUAAGUACUGUGAAGUUGUAUUAAAAAAUCAAGAGAAACAAAAGUUCAGCAAAGUGUCCAGAAAUUGCAUAUCUUCAUUAUUAGAUGUUGGUACUAGUUGGGAUCCUACUAACUGGACUAUUUCUGACCAUUUACCUAAAGCUAAUAUUCUCUUAGCUGAUAUUGAGGAAGUUAAGUGUGAUAAAUAUGACAAUUCAGAGCAAUAUGAGGAUCUAGGAAACUUAACUGAAGACUCAGAAUCUAUAUUUUCAUGUGAAGAUGAAACAUUACCUAAUAACCGAGGUAAUUCAUUGGGUUUAUCUUCAAACUUUGAUAAUAAUUCAAAAAGUGUUGGUAUUAUUCCUAUGUAUAGUGGCUCAGGUGGAAAUUUUCGUGCAAAUGAAAAUAUUCCAACUGCUCUUAUUGAAGCAGAAUCAUAUUGGAGAAAAAACUUCGGAAUUAGUGAAGGUUUAUUCGAAAAAGCUAACAAUAUAAAUUGGAUGGAUGUUCAAAUUUUGAAAUAG
Molecule: messenger RNA, 2343 nt
Organism: Cryptosporidium muris RN66
Lineage: Eukaryota; Apicomplexa; Conoidasida; Eucoccidiorida; Cryptosporidiidae
Product: Las1-like family protein
Exons: 1
Coding region: 1-2343 (780 amino acids)
Biological process (GO): maturation of LSU-rRNA; maturation of 5.8S rRNA
Cellular component (GO): Las1 complex; preribosome, large subunit precursor
Molecular function (GO): endonuclease activity
Source: RefSeq, a predicted model, not a curated record